AUGAAUCUGGAAUUUCCCUCUUGCGAGAGAUCUCCGGCAUCCAAGAAGCAAUCCGUAAAGCGCAAUCAAUACCUCUUUAGAGAUGAAAGGACUACGCUUAUUGAUUUCGUGGUUGCUAGGCCGGAAUCGACUGAGAGAUUCAAAACCUCCGAUCGGAUUCUUUUCUUGGUAGAACGAACUUCUAGAAUUCAGAACACUCUCGCAAUCCGAAAAAGCAGCCUAAAGUGUCCAAAAGACGGAUGGAUUAUUCAAUCACUACAGUUAUUUAUAAGUCCCAUUCACAAUCAACAGGAAGAAUUACCAUAUCGCAGAAAGGGUCAGUGUAAAGGAAAGCUCUUUUUUCAUAUUGCUGAAAAAUUUGCCGACAAAAAAUGUUUAAAACGACUUGCAUUGAACUUGAGAAUCUCCUAA
Loa loa (African eye worm) is the source of this 411-nucleotide messenger RNA. RefSeq lists its product as hypothetical. The transcript is spliced from 2 exons. Lineage: Eukaryota; Metazoa; Nematoda; Chromadorea; Rhabditida; Onchocercidae. Bases 1 to 411 code for a protein of 136 amino acids. The record is from RefSeq and is a predicted model, not a curated record.